Pocillopora damicornis (cauliflower coral) is the source of this 995-nucleotide messenger RNA. RefSeq lists its product as uncharacterized. Gene Ontology annotation, biological process: proteolysis. NCBI's taxonomy places the organism in Eukaryota, Metazoa, Cnidaria, Anthozoa, Scleractinia, Pocilloporidae. The record is from RefSeq and is a predicted model, not a curated record. Gene Ontology annotation, molecular function: cysteine-type peptidase activity.
AUGGAGAUCAUUACUAUCCGUCUACAUUUAAAACAAAAAUAUGAAUGGAGAGAGACAAAAGGAGAGGAGUCUAUUGGUGGAAGUAAAAAAGAAAGCUGGCUGUCAGCACAAGAGGCCAUUUGCCUGGGAACUGAGCCUCAAGAGCUGAAUAAUUCAUCAGACCAGGCACCUUCUAUGCCUACCAACUUGGAAAUGUUUUCCAUGGUGACAAGGCGAACAGUAGCUCAACAGAAGGAAACUUUGUAUAAGAUUUCAGAACAGCAAAAAGGAAUGGGAAUGAGAAAGAAGGUGCCAGAAGAAAAUGACUAUUUACCAUGGAUACCAAUCAGGUGGAUUGUGAACAUAAAUCCCACAUCCCUCCAGGCUUUCGAUUGCAAUUGUACAACUGUUACAUUUCAGAAGAGGGAAAAGAAAGAAGAUGAAUUGUCGAGCCAGAACUGGAAAGUAGAGUUCCUCGGCACCGAAGUUGCUGUACAGAAACCACGCAAAUGUGAUCAUGUCACGCGUCUCCUUAAUGCCUGGAGAGUUAACCUAGAGAUAGACGACGUCAUGCUUGAGAUCGGACCUUCAAGACUAACCGUUGGUGACCUAUGGACACUUCUUCCUCCGCUUGAGGCCGAGCAAUGCUCCUUGGUGACGAGCUCUAUAAGGAACUUUGUCGGGGGUUGGCUCGUAGACAAGGUUGUGGAAGCUGUGCUAUGGAAAUUCACCCUACAGUAUGACGGCCUGUUUUGCGCAGACAGCACUUUGGCUGAAAUUGUUGAAAAAGGUCUUAGUACGAGUUCGCUGUGGUCAGGAGAAAGCUUCUCAAAUAUUACCAGGAUAUUUGUUCCGAUCAUGGCACGUAGAAUUCACUGGACUCUGUUGGUCUUGGACAAAUCAAAAGCGGCCAGGUACUACUUUGACCCUUUGGCGGGAGAUUUUCAACGAGAAAUUAGUCCUUUAACAGAUCCUCCUCUCGCAUCACGCAUAAAUAAGAUAAGGUAAGACCAAGU